Messenger RNA from Sturnus vulgaris (Common starling), 3556 nucleotides. It is a transcript of the gene SLCO5A1, whose product is annotated as solute carrier organic anion transporter family member 5A1. Lineage: Eukaryota; Metazoa; Chordata; Aves; Passeriformes; Sturnidae. Gene Ontology annotation, molecular function: protein binding. Gene Ontology annotation, biological process: sodium-independent organic anion transport; transmembrane transport. The record is from RefSeq and is a predicted model, not a curated record. Gene Ontology annotation, cellular component: basolateral plasma membrane.
AUGGCCUCGGUGGGGACCCCGGAGCAGCGGCUCCCCGGGGCGGAGCGGCCGGCGGCGGGGGGCCGGGCGGAGGCGCCGCGGUGCCGCAGUCUGCCCGCGCUCGGCUCCCCCCUGGCGGCCGGGGGGGGCGGCGGCGGCGGCUCCGCCGCGGGACCGGCUCCCGAGGCCGAGCGGGGCCAGGGCGCCGCUGCCGAGGCUGCCCGGCCCCCCGCCGCCAGCGGCAGCGGGAGCUUGCCCUGGAAGACGGAGGGCGGCCAGCCAGCGGCGCCCGGCCGAGGGGUGUCCCUGGGCCCCCCGCUGCUGCUGCCGCCGCCGCCGCCGGCGCUUCUGCUGGCGGGCCCCCCGGGCAGAGCGUGCCUGCGGGCAGUGCUGGCGGACUCGCGCUUCUUCCUGGUGUGCAUGUGCUUCCUGACCUUCAUCCAGUCUCUCAUGGUCUCCGGCUACCUGAGCAGCGUCAUCACCACCAUCGAGCGGAGAUACAGCCUCAAGAGCUCGGAGUCGGGGCUGCUGGUCAGCUGCUUCGACAUCGGGAGCCUGGUGGUGGUGGUCUUCAUCAGCUACUUCGGGGGUCGCGGGCGGAGGCCGCUCUGGCUGGCCGUAGGGGGGCUUUUCAUCGCCCUGGGCGCUGCGCUCUUCUCCUUACCUCACUUCAUCUCUCCGCCGUACCAGAUCCAGGAACUGAACUCCUCCGUCAGUAACGAGGGCUUGUGCGUGGCUGGCAAUGGCACUGCCAAAGAGCAGUGGGACUCGUCGGCCUGCAUCAAGGACACCGGCGGAAAUGACCACUCACUCUAUGUAGCUUUAUUCAUUUGUGCCCAAAUCCUCAUUGGCAUGGGCUCGACACCCAUCUAUACCUUGGGACCAACCUACUUAGAUGACAAUGUCAAGAAAGAAAACGCCUCGCUUUACCUAGCCAUCAUGUACGUAAUGGGAGCACUUGGACCUGCAGCUGGAUACUUAUUAGGAGGACUUCUUAUUGGUUUCUAUGUUGAUCCUAGGACAACUGUGUACAUUGACCAGAGUGAUCCCCGAUUCAUUGGAAACUGGUGGAGUGGAUUUCUCCUUUGUGCCAUUGCUAUGCUCCUUGUGAUAUUUCCCAUGUUUACCUUUCCGAAAAAGCUCCCUCCUCGACAUAAAAAAAAGAAAAAGAAGAUGAAUUCUGAUGAUGUUUCAAGUGAUGAUGAUGUGAUGAAAGAGAAAACAAGUAGCAAAACAGAAACAGAUAGUUCAGUUUCUGCCUCUAUGGGAUUUGGAGAGAAUGUUAAAGAGCUUCCAAGAGCAGCUGUCAGGAUCUUAAGCAACAUGACAUUCCUUUUUGUGAGUUUGUCAUACACAGCUGAGAGUGCCAUUGUCACAGCUUUUAUUACCUUCAUUCCCAAGUUCAUCGAGUCACAGUUUGGCAUCCCAGCUUCCAAUGCCAGCAUCUACACUGGUGUGAUUAUUGUCCCAAGUGCUGGUGUUGGUAUUGUCCUAGGCGGCUACAUUAUAAAAAAGCUGAAACUCGGUGCAAGAGAGUCUGCAAAGUUGGCUAUGAUCUGCAGUGGGGUAUCUCUGCUGUGCUUUUCAACACUCUUCAUUGUUGGAUGUGAAAGCAUUAACCUAGGGGGAAUAAAUAUACCUUAUACAACUGGUCCCACUCUUGCCAUGGCCCACAGGAAUCUGACUGGAAGCUGUAAUGUUAACUGUGGAUGUAAGAUUCAUGAGUACGAGCCUGUCUGUGGAUCAGAUGGAAUAACAUAUUUUAAUCCUUGCCUAGCUGGCUGCAUCAGUGGUGGAAACCACAGCACAGGGGUCAGAAAUUACACAGAAUGUGCCUGUGUGCAGAGUCGGCAGGUGAUCACUCCGCCCACAGUGGGCCAGCGCAGUCAGCUGCGGCUCGUGAUUGUCAAAACCUACCUGAACGAGAACGGCUACGCUGUGUCCGGGAAGUGUGAUCGAACCUGCAACACGCUCAUCCCAUUCCUCAUCUUCCUCUUCAUUGUAACCCUUAUAACAGCAUGUGCCCAGCCAUCAGCAGUCAUAGUGACACUCAGGUCUGUGGAAGAUGGGGAGCGGCCCUUUGCACUAGGAAUGCAGUUUGUUUUAUUAAGAACUCUUGCUUACAUUCCCACUCCAAUUUAUUUUGGGGCUGUUAUUGACACCACGUGCAUGCUUUGGCAACAGGAUUGCGGCGUACAAGGAUCUUGUUGGGAAUACGAUGUCACCUCGUUUCGUUUUGUCUACUUCGGGUUGGCAGCUGCUCUCAAGUUUGUGGGAUUCUUUUUUAUUUUCCUGGCCUGGUAUUCCAUAAAGUGUAAAGAAGAACAACUGCAGAGACAGAGUUGGAGGGCUUCGCCGGUGAACACUGUGAGUGAGAUGGUUGGACAACCUGGACCCCAACAAAACUAUGCACGGACUAGAUCCUGCCCUACCUUCAGUUCCCAAGGAGACAUCAGUGUGGCACAAGGAAUGAACUGCUUAGCACAGACCUACCCCGGCCCUUUUUCAGAAGCAAUAAAUUCCUCAAAUGAAAAUGCAUUGGAAGAAGUCACUGCUGAGAUAUAGACCCCUGGCUUGGUAAUGUAAUAUUUACUUUUGUUGGUUGACUUAGUUACGGCGCCUUGUAAAACACCUGUGCCUUCUAUUUUUAAUCUAAAUGUAACACGUGAUAAAACCAACAAAGCUUGAUGCAAACAACCAUAAUACGUUCCUGAGGGCUGGAUACCUCAAACCAACCUGAGUUCUUAUUUCUCCCCUCCCGACGAUGGAGUUUUAAAAAUUGUGUUUGUAAUGAUUUCAGAUGUGUCCAUUUAAUGUCCAUGCUCUGAUCUAAUACCAUUGUAAAGCUGAGGUGUUAAGAACAGCAGAAGGCAGUGGAAGAGUGACAAAAACUCAUAUUGUUGAUGUCUACACUCACAAAAAUGCUUAAAUGUAUUGUCAACUUCAUAUCCGCAAAUUGUAUUUUUAAGAGAUGAGUAAUUACUGUGAGUUCUGCUACAAAGCACAACUGAACUUAUUUAAACUAUGCAACUUAUUUGGAUAAGUGUAUGUGCAGCAAAUUAAGUUUAAAGCUUGCUUUUAAAGACAUUACUGCAACUGAAUUUGAAAGGGGCUAUUUUCAGGCGUAAUCAUUAAAUUAAAAAAUAACAUAAGGUUUAAAGUACUGUUAAUAAAAUGUCAAGCCAUACAAGAGUUAUGCAUCAGGUAAUGUUUGCAAAUGUUGAGUUGUAACAUCUUUAUCCUGUCAAAAUGUGCAUUAUUUUUCACUUGAUGGGAUGUAGUCAUUCUUCACAAAGUAUGUAGGAUACUGUAAUGCUUGAAGUAAAAAACUUCAGUAUUGGUUUAUAGUAAUACUAAGAUGUAGGAAUCAUACACACAUACCAGAGCAGAUAUAUGCAUAUUUCUGCAAUGUUAUUUGGGUGGCUGUUACUAGCACCAAGUCCAUACUUUCCUGAAGAAGAAAACAGCUGGUUAUGGUUUGAUAGGAAGUUUGGCUGUCCUUCAGAAUUGCAUGCCAGUCUAGUUCAGCUUCAGUGGGAAAGUCCCGAGGGAGGGCUAAUGGCCUCGCCUGGUGUCU